Messenger RNA from Cataglyphis hispanica, 3409 nucleotides. Its product is annotated as aminopeptidase N-like. Bases 207 to 2918 code for a protein of 903 amino acids. The record is from RefSeq and is a predicted model, not a curated record. The transcript is spliced from 13 exons. Gene Ontology annotation, molecular function: zinc ion binding; peptide binding; metalloaminopeptidase activity. Gene Ontology annotation, cellular component: cytoplasm. Gene Ontology annotation, biological process: peptide catabolic process; proteolysis. NCBI's taxonomy places the organism in Eukaryota, Metazoa, Arthropoda, Insecta, Hymenoptera, Formicidae.
UUUCUCGAAAUGGUAACAUCUCGAAAAUGUUGUAAUUAUAUAUACUUUGAAUAUUACUUUGAAUAUUACUUAAUAAAAUAUUAUUAAUCAAUAAAUAGAGUAAAAAUCAUCAAAUUUAUUAUACUUAACUUUUAUGAGAAUUGCAUACUUGAAUAACAAAACCUGUGGCAUACAACGUUAAUAUACAGGAUUUCUAAAGUAAAAACAUGGCAUGUUUAAAAAUGCUACUAAGUGGCAGUUUAACAUUCAUCAUCACGACAACUCUUGUUACCGCCAUACUCAUUACGAAUUCAUUACCGAAAUAUUACCCAAAUCGUUAUGACAUCAAGCUUAAAACAUAUAUUAAUAGUAAUAAGUUCUACGGUGAAUCCAAUAUUACUAUGUUUUUUCGUGAGCCAACACAGGAGAUAAGUUUAUAUGCAGAAGGAUUAUGCAUAAUUGAUAUAAUUUUAAUUCAAUCUUUAGAAGGAAUUGAUAAAGAUGCUAAAAAAAUUAAAAUUAUUGAAUCAAAUUAUACAUAUGAUAAAGAUACGCAUAUUAUCGACCUUUAUUCCAUGGAAGUACUUCUGAAAGAAUGUAUCAUAAAUGUGAGAUUCGCAGGUGCUCUACAUGAUAACAGAGGAAUUAGAACUUUCUACAAAAGACGUAAAAAUAUAGCAUAUGAGAAGUGGCUGCCUGCAAUAUGUUUUUUGAAAGCUGACAGGCAAGAAAUAUUUUCAUGUUGGGAUGAUGUGCGUCUUGCAAGCAAAUUUAAAAUUUCUAUAAUGCACCAUAAAAAUUACGAGAUUUUGUCGAAUAUGCCAAAGCAUGAAGAGGAAGCAAAUGAAAAGGGAAUGUUGUGGACACAUUUUGAUACCACUCCUGAAAUGUAUAUUUAUUUGCUCGCUGUAGUUAUGGCUAGUAAAUCAAUAUUUCACGAACUGUAUACAAUUGAUUAUAUCACAUUAUGGGGUAGACCAAACUAUUUAUCUGAUUUGUGGUAUGCACAAAGUGUCAUGGGAAAUGUCACGACGUUUAUACACAAUAUUAAAUGGAAAAGGUUAAGAGAAAUUCAGAAACUAGAUAAUAUCGCAAUUCCAGAUUAUCAGGAUUAUGACACGUCAAGUACAGGACUUAUUUUUUAUAGAGAAUCAGAUAUUUUAUAUAAUAAAGAUGCAGAUCCAGCUGGGCGUAAAAUCGAAGUAGCGCGCUUAAUAGGAUAUAAAAUAUCACAGGAAUGGCUUCCUCACUUUCAUAUGUUCUGUUCUCUUAGUCCUUGGGUGCAAAAAACUUUGGCCACAUUUAUGGGAACGUACGCUGUUGAUAAGGUUUUUCCAGAGACUCGGAUGAUGGAUUUGUUUGUCGUCCAAAUUCAACAUGAAGUUUUAUUCUGGGAUGGUUAUUUUGAAUCACAAACCCCCUUUUCUGAAGCAAUUUCUUAUUUAAAAGGAUCCGUUAUAUUGCGUAUGCUGCAACAUGCUUUUACCGAAGAAUCUUUUUGGAAUCAUAUAAUUUGGGGAAUGGAAUUAUGCAUAUUUGAGUCGACUUUGCAAACUGCUUAUAUUAAUGAACAGAAAUGGGAUUCACUCGUACCAACGCAAGAACAAUUUGAUGUCAUUAGUAGUAAUGCAGAGCAAUUGAAAAGUUGGCUAAAUCAUAAACGUUAUCCUAUUAUAAAAGUGAUGCGAAUAUAUCAACCAAUGACACUUACAGUCGAGAGGGUAAUAAUAGAAAUUAACAGUGCAACAAAAAAUUUGAGUAUACCUUUGACUUAUACUACGCAGAUGCAACCAAAUUUUUAUAAUACUACACCUAACAAUUGGCUAAUCUAUAAAGAAUCACAUGAAAUACCAUUUACUAAACAAUUUAUUCAGGAGGUUAAAAAUCUUGAAAGCAAUCAAUGGAUAAUAUUUAAUUUACAACAAACUGGAUAUUAUCGCGUAAAUUAUGAUAAUGAAAAUUGGAAAAGGAUUUCAAAUUAUUUAAAAUCUGAGAAUUAUGUAAAUAUACACGUUCUCAAUCGUGCCCAAAUUAUCGAUGAUGCUUUUCACUUAAUGCUGGCAUACCAAAUAAGUGCCUUCAGAUUCUGGGAUAUCGCGGAUUAUUUAAAGCAAGAAACAGAUUAUGUGGCCUGGUAUCCUAUGUUCAAAGCUCUAGAAUACAUGUCGCGCAUUUUUAGCAUGGAUCUUUUCGGUAGAAAACUUUCUGUGAAGGUACUAAUGCGAACUAUAUUAAAUGAAUUAUUGAAGAAAAUUUAUUACACAGAAGUUUCUAACGAAGAUGAACAUAAAAAAUGUUUAAGGCAAGAAGCUGCAAAAUGGGCGUGCUUAUUAGAUGUUAAAGAGUGUAAGAAAGAAGCCAACAAUAAAUUAUCGUUAUAUCUUGCACACCCAAAUAAUCAUAAAAUUUUGCCAUGGUGGAAGAAAUGGACGUAUUGUAAUGGUUUGAGUUCGUUUAAGGAAAACUACACUUUGCAAAACAUAAAUUUUGAAUUCUCGAAUUGCGUUCAAGAUAUUGAUUUCAUUAAAUACUAUUUAAGAAACAUGAAAAAUAUACUUAUGGAUUCGAGUUCGAAAACUUAUAAUUUAAGACUGCAAACUGUUAAUAGUUAUUUUACUCUUAUUACGAAACAAAUUAAAAUCAAUAUUGUACGUGAAUUCAUAUUAAGUAAUUUCGAAGAAGUAAUAUCCAGACAAGUCAACACAAUUGCAACAUUAACUGUUAUUAUUAAUAAUUUAUAUACUGAUAAACAACUUACCGAGUUAGAAAAUUUUGUAAAGAAGGAUAUGAAGAGAGAUAGGCUAGUGUUUCCACAUUGCCCAGCAAUGUGCCAAAUAUAUGAGGAAGCAACUAUAUUAAAAAUGCAGAGAAAGAUAGAGAAACGUCGUUUACAAAUCCAGUAUCUGCAUUCCUUCUUAGAGACUUUUCUCUAUGAAUGAAAUUAGCAAAAAGUAAGAAAACUAGAGCGCAAACGUGUGUAAUAUCAUGCGCGUGCACGUAUCACAUUUGUAUUAUAAAAGUUUUCUAUAUAGCUCUUAUUUAUUUUUAUUUAUUAUUAUUAAUUAUUUAUUAUAUUAUUUUUAUCAUUAGAAUUAUUUUAUUAAAUUAAAAAGCCUAUUAAUGAUGCACUUGCAUUGACAAGAACAUUUUUCAAAAUGAAAUAAUUUUCUUAUAAACAAAAAAACAUUUAAAUCAUACAGCUAUUUACACAAAGAAUUAUAUUUCUUAAAUUAUUCUUAAAUAUUUCUUAAUUUUACAAUCAAAUCUUUAUAGAAAAUAAACAUGUAUCAGUAUUAUAUAUAUAUCAGUAGUAUUACACUCAAGAGCGUGAUUAUGCAUUUUAAAUUAAAUUCUUGUUUGUGAACUAGGCAUACAUUUUUAAUUUAUUAAUUAAAUUUAUUAUUUUAAGUUUAUAAUUAAAAUGUCUUAA